This is a messenger RNA of Trypanosoma brucei brucei TREU927, 363 nucleotides long. RefSeq lists its product as hypothetical. The record is from RefSeq and is a predicted model, not a curated record. NCBI's taxonomy places the organism in Eukaryota, Euglenozoa, Kinetoplastea, Trypanosomatida, Trypanosomatidae. Bases 1 to 363 code for a protein of 120 amino acids. The transcript has a single exon.
AUGUACUUUCUUUUGCUAGCUGGGAUCAUUUGGGGAAUCACAAAUCCACUUCUGAAACGGUAUAGCGGUGGAAUGUCGGUGGACUCCUCCUCGUUUCUGGAGGAUCUUCGCUUCCUUGCUUCACGACCAAAGUACCUAGCCGCACAAUUAGCGAAUCUCAGCGGUUCCGUUUUUUUCUUUGCGGGGCUUCCCAGUGCUGAUGUGGCGGUGGGCAGUAUUGUGGCCAACUCCCUCGCCUUUGUCAUCACAGUGUUAGUGAGCGUUCUCGUGCUACGAGAGGGUACGCUGAAGCCGCGGACUCUUGUGGGGUGUUCACUGGUAGUAGUAGGAACAUCGUUGUGUGGGAUCGCAUCAUCAUCAUGA